Messenger RNA from Notolabrus celidotus (New Zealand spotty), 1080 nucleotides. RefSeq lists its product as uncharacterized. NCBI's taxonomy places the organism in Eukaryota, Metazoa, Chordata, Actinopteri, Labriformes, Labridae. Bases 3 to 845 code for a protein of 280 amino acids. The record is from RefSeq and is a predicted model, not a curated record. The transcript is spliced from 2 exons.
AAAUGCCUCCUUUCACUGUGGACGAUUUUCAGAAGAUCCUUCAGAAAAUUGCUGUGCUGGAAACAAAGAUGCAUCGGAUAGAAGUGAAUGUGGAAGUGAAUGGACUAUGCGGGAAUGACACCACUCUUCCAUGGGGUCAGAGCAGCAGACAUGUACCUGCUAACACACGGCUAGUUAGCCCAAACAAUGACACUCCAAAACAGGAGGACUGUGCAGUUGGGACCAGCUGGAACACUCUUGGCGCUAGGCCUAAAGAUAAAACGUUUCCCACGGACAUGAGAGAACGGAUAACAGGCAGAGCCAAGCGCCCUGAGAUUUCUGAUGCGACUGGCUGGCCUGCACUCUCAUCCAGAAGGAGUGCCGCCUCAACCCCCCUACCAAGGAGGAAACAGCCAUGGACAGCAGUAAAAACUACUAGUAAGAGCAAACCUGUAGAAGAAACAAAGAUACAUUUAGAGAACAGAUUUGCACCACUUUCACAAGAUCCUGACUCUCCAUCCCAGGACCUGAGAAACCCUGUGUCCUCGAAGACCAAGGGAAGGUACGAGACCAAAUCUAUAAGCAAAAGGCCGCAGAGGGAGCUGACGACUGGGCCUGAAACACUGAUCGUGGGCGAUGGUGUCGUGAAAGAGGUCAGUAGCCUCUGUGGCAAGAGAAACACCAAAGUCCUCUGCUUCACCAACGAUUCGGUCUCUGACAUUUCAGACAAAAUUCUGGACAUUGUUGCUGACCACACAACGGUGAAAUCACUCAUUCUUCACACUGGGGCCUUGGAUGUUGUGAAGCAACAAUCUGAGCUUCCCUGGCCAAGGACAAGAGACAAGACAAAACAAAACAGAAGAUAAGACCACAUUCUGGAGGAAAACGACUGAGAUCGCUGAGCCAGGAGGAGUCUUCAUCGCCGCCACCUUCACCCCCCCAAGAGGAGCGUCCUCCAGUGCCGCCAACUUCAACCCCCCAACGAGAGGAGCGUCCUAGACUGCGGCCAUCUUCACCCCCCCAACAAGAGGAGUGGCCUCCACUGCGGCCAUCUUCCACCCCCCAACAAGAGGAGUGGCCUCCACUCCCAACAGGAGGAGA